AUGAGUAUUUUGAUAUUCCAACGGCGGAGGGGAUGGACAAGGCGAUGGAUCAACAGGACGAAAGGAAGGUUGGUUGGGACACUCCUGAGAAUGUUGAUGAAUUACUUGAAGGUAUAUAUGAAUACCAACUGAACAGAUCCAUCAUAUCCAAUGGUCGAAAAAGUAAUACAUCGACAGAUAUAGCUAACUUUCUUUCCCUUCUUCAAAUAUUCUUCUUCUUAGGGUUAGGAUGCCUUGCAGUGGGUUUUGAAGCUGCAGGCCGAGAAGUUGAGUGGAAAUCCAAGUGUAGUGGUGACCAUGGCCCAA
Molecule: messenger RNA, 306 nt
Organism: Ilex paraguariensis (yerba mate)
Lineage: Eukaryota; Viridiplantae; Streptophyta; Magnoliopsida; Aquifoliales; Aquifoliaceae
Source: the annotation of a GenBank genome assembly